ACUAUAAAUCAUUUACUACGAUGAACAUCAUGGCGAAUAAUAUCAAAGCAAAGAAAAUGUCCUUCGUUGCCAGAAUUAAGACAUACACUAUUAAACAGCUCUCCAAAGUAGAUCCCGAUGAGGACGCAAAGAAUGAUCCGCAAAUGGUUGCCGAAUAUCUGGUAGAAAUUUUUAAUUAUUUACGCGAGUUAGAGAAUAAGAAUGUGGUUGAAAAAGACUUUUUAAAAGUUCACAAGAUCACGCCAAAAAUGCGUGCGGUUCUUAUUAACUGGCUCGUUGAUGUUCAUCAAAAGUUCAAGCUUUGCCUUGAAACACUUCAUUUCUGCGUGUCACUUGUCGAUCGCUUCCUUCAACUUGACAAGACUGUUGGACCGGAAUCGCUUCAGCUUAUUGGCGCCUCUGCAUUACUGGUAGCAUGUAAAUAUGAGGAAGUUUACGUUCCUAACAUACAAUGUUUCACAUAUGUCUGCGACAACAACUUCAAUAAGGCAGACGUAUUAAAGAUGGAGGGUACAAUUUUGAAAAAAUUGGAUUUUAAUUUGGGCAAGCCUGCCUCCAUUCACUUUUUGAGGAGGUACAGUAAACUUGCUAAAGUUAAUAAUGAACAUCACAAUUUGGGAAAGUACAUUUUGGAGCUUGUACUCUUGGAGUAUAAUUUUGCGCAUGUGAAGCCUUCACUUAUAGCUGCCGCCGCUUGUUGCUUGUCAAUUGCUGUCAUAGAUGGUAUCAAAAAUGUUAAGUCUAUUUGGUCAGAUGUUUUAAAUAAGUAUUCGACUUAUUCGUAUGAUGACAUUAGAGGAAUAAUAUAUGAAAUGGCAGCGCUUCUUGACAAGAGCCCUAACAUGAAAUAUCAGGCAGUAAGGUUGAAGUAUUCGUCAGCAAACUUUUUAAACAUAAGCUUGAAUCCAAAAUUGAAUGGAACCAUCAUUAAAAAGUUGAUGAUGCGUGCGGCCGUACCAGGAAAGUAAUUUGACUUUUAUACAUUAUUUUUAUUUUAUUUUAUUGAUUAUUGUGAUUUUUACUUAACAUUUUACAUUAGCCUGUGUUAUAAUAAAUAGAUAGAAUUGAA
This is a messenger RNA of Aethina tumida (small hive beetle), 1069 nucleotides long. RefSeq names its product G2/mitotic-specific cyclin-B-like. Gene Ontology annotation, cellular component: cytoplasm; cyclin-dependent protein kinase holoenzyme complex; nucleus. Gene Ontology annotation, biological process: mitotic cell cycle phase transition; regulation of cyclin-dependent protein serine/threonine kinase activity. The coding region runs from base 21 to 968 and encodes 315 amino acids. Gene Ontology annotation, molecular function: cyclin-dependent protein serine/threonine kinase regulator activity. The transcript has a single exon. Lineage: Eukaryota; Metazoa; Arthropoda; Insecta; Coleoptera; Nitidulidae. The record is from RefSeq and is a predicted model, not a curated record.